AUGACAUCUGACGAAAGUAAUCGUGUCAUCAUGACAUUUGGCUUACGUAACAUUAUUGGUAUUCAUCGUCUUCACACCGGUCACAAAGACUAUUCGGUGCUAAAAGCGUAUACACAUUGGUCUUGCUGGCAACGCAAAGCAUUCGACUAUAUCAUCUGGUGUCAUUUGGCUCAUGCACUCGAAUUCAGUGUUGCUAUAGUUUGUUGGCUCUGGCUCUUUCCACGAACAUUCUCGGACGCCAAUGAGUGGCGUUUCCAAUGGGUAUCUCGUGUUGUUCUCUUCAAUUUAACUUGUGAAUUUGUAUUCUAUUCCUUCUGGCAUUGGAUAACACAUGCACGCACGAGUGUCUACGCACAAGGACCAUUACAUGAAAAGAAGUUUAAUCCCAGCAACGCUUAUGAAGACAAACAACAUAAUCAUUUACAGCGAGAAAUUUUCUUUAACACAUUGGGUUGGUUACAAUCAUCGGCAAUUCAAUGUAUCUUCAUGUGGUUAUGGGCCAGCGGUCGAUUGCCGUACUAUAGUGACUUUUGGUCUCGACCAGUGUUUUCAAUGACCAUUCUACUUGGUAUUACUUAUUGGCGUGAAUUUCAUUUCUAUUGGGUCCAUCGAUUUAUGCAUCCAUGGUGGUCUGUCCAAAAUGGCUUGCGCGACGGCGAUAUUGGUGCGUUUUUAUAUCGACAUGCACAUAGUCUGCAUCAUUUAAGUCGUAAUCCUGGUCCAUGGGCUGGCUUAUCAAUGCAUCCACUUGAACAUUUCUUUUACUAUUCAUGUGCUUAUUUUCCCCUUCUCUUCACUUGUCAUCCGCUUCACUUUCUCUAUGCUAAAUUUCAUGCCGACAUUUCUCCAAUCGGUGGUCACGAUGGCCAUGCAGAUCCUGCAGGCGGUUCAGCAUUUCAUUAUCUACACCAUGCAAUAUUUGAAUGUAAUUAUGGAACCGAAUUGGUCGAUUUCGAUAGUCUGUUUGGUACAUACCGUGAAUUUGUCAGAAAACCAGCCAGAGCAGAGUUCAACCAAGAGAAAACACAUGACAGUUGA
Rotaria sordida is the source of this 1038-nucleotide messenger RNA. The record is from the annotation of a GenBank genome assembly. NCBI's taxonomy places the organism in Eukaryota, Metazoa, Rotifera, Eurotatoria, Philodinida, Philodinidae.